Messenger RNA from Cyphellophora attinorum, 1149 nucleotides. Its product is annotated as Formamidopyrimidine-DNA glycosylase. Gene Ontology annotation, cellular component: nucleus. The record is from RefSeq and is a predicted model, not a curated record. Gene Ontology annotation, molecular function: damaged DNA binding; DNA N-glycosylase activity; zinc ion binding. Gene Ontology annotation, biological process: base-excision repair. The coding region runs from base 1 to 1149 and encodes 382 amino acids. Lineage: Eukaryota; Fungi; Ascomycota; Eurotiomycetes; Chaetothyriales; Cyphellophoraceae. The transcript is spliced from 3 exons.
AUGCCAGAGCUUGCCGAAGUUGAACGAGGCCGGCGUCUCCUGGAAGAUGCAAUUUUGCACAAAAGAAUUGUAGCAGUGUCAGUUGAAGAAGACCCACGCGUGUUUGUCGAUGAUUCUGCCUCGAUCCUUGCGAAGGCCCUCCCUACCCGAACCGUGCUCGCCGUGAAACGAAGAGGCAAGAACAUAUACCUGAGGCUCGAUGGUCACGGCCCGACCUUGGCCUUUCAUCUAGGCAUGACAGGUUCGGUUGCUAUCAAGGAUGGGGAGUUUCACUAUCGACGACCGCGAUAUAUCAAGCGUAUAAGCGCAUCAUGGCCUCCAUGGCGAUGGAAGAUACUGCUGCAGUUGGGUGAUGGCACUGAAGUUUGCACAAUCGACACCUCGCGGUUCGGACGCAUACGAGCAGUGGAUGCCGAGGACGCAGUCUCCGUUCCGCCGCUUUCGCUGCUGGCGCGAGAUGCGUGGUCGGAUCUACCAAGUGCAGAGGACUUCAGAGCAGAUCUGACUUGCCGCACAGCACCGAUAAAAACUGUACUGCUUGAUCAGAACGCCGUAGUGGCGGGCCUGGGGAACUACAACGUGGACGAAGUCCUGUUUCAUGCCCGCAUUCAUCCAAGACAACCGGCCUAUACAUUGGACAUGGAGCAGACCAUCGCAUUGCGCUCGGCCAUUGAGCUCGUCGCCGCGAAGGUCAUGGACAUAGAUGCAGACACGAAAAAGCUUCCGAAGACAUGGCUCUACAAGCACCGCUACGGGCGGAAGAAUGGCGUGGGACAGGCCUUCACAAUGGAAGAUGGGACAUCGACGCAAGUGACGCAUGAUCGCAUUAACGGUCGGAUCACAGCGAUCACGAGCGUUCAAGUCCUAGGCGACUACAGCAACAUACCGCUGCCCGCGAGAAGAAAGAAGACAGUUGUGGAUCCCGAAGACCAGGAGACCGACUCGCUGGAAGACAGCAACCUGCAGGACACUCCUAAUGUCCUGGAUGAUGGACACGACUUCGCAGAGCCGACGCGAAAGCGAAGAAAAGUUGUGAAGGCAAGUCGACCGGCACAAAUAGUGGUUGCUGAUGCCGCGCCAGAGAGCACACCUCUCCGUCGCUCCCAACGGCAGGUGAAAAAGGUUGCUCGCAACCAGAUGACACGAUGA